GUAAAUAAAAAUCCCUAAAUUUCCGUCGUAUGUAACGGAAUUUAAUAAAACCGCGUACGGCGUCAUCCGGCAAAUCCCCCCAGCCUCCAGCCAUCAAACCACGGAGGAGACUCAUCUCUUCCUCUCGAUAUCAGAAAAGCUUCCGGAGAGAAUCAUCCUCUAGCUACGCACUCAUUUUUUUUUAAUUCUCAGAGCUGGAAGCAGCAGCUUCUCUUCCUCUUUCACCGGUUUGUUGAUUAUCAAAAGCCAUGGUUCUUGAUGGGGUUGUUUCUUCACCAUCAAAGAGAACACAGUCUCUAAAGAAGCAGUGGGAAGAUUUGGGUAGCUGCUCCACCGUUAUCAAUAGGCAUCGAUAUCUUUUAACUGCUUUGGUGCUUUUGGCGUUUCUUUGCACUGUUUAUAUUUACUUUGCUGUCACUUUAGGCGCUACGCACUCUUCCUGCUACGGCUUGACGGGUAAAGAGAAGGCAAUGUGUCAAUUACAACGUGUUCAAGCUCUCUCCAAAGGGAAGCUUAAAUUUUUCUAGAGUUGUGUCAUCGAGUUAAAAGCUGAAGAACCUACAUGAUUGUUUGUUGCCGUAGUACUACAUUCUUUUUGUUUUUUAUUUAUUCUGUUGUGACAUUUGUGUGUAUUAUAUUAUUACAUGGUGAAGUACCCAGAGAUAUGUAAUCGAAACAUAAUUCAUUUUGUUCAUGAAUG
This is a messenger RNA of Eruca vesicaria subsp. sativa (arugula), 700 nucleotides long. NCBI's taxonomy places the organism in Eukaryota, Viridiplantae, Streptophyta, Magnoliopsida, Brassicales, Brassicaceae. The record is from the annotation of a GenBank genome assembly.